AUGCUCCGCCUCAGGGCUUUCCGGCCGACGAGCGACAAGGUGGUGAAGAUCCAGCUCCACCCCACUCACCCCUGGCUUGUCACCGCCGACGCCAAUGACCGCGUCUCGGUCUGGGACUGGGAGCACCGCCAGGUGAUCUAUGAGCUGAAGGCUGGUGGCGUCGAUGAACGGAGGCUGGUUGGUGUGAAGCUUGAGAAGCUCGCCGAGGGAGAAACUGAUUCUAAAGGAAAGCCCACUGAGGCAAUCCGAGGCGGAAGUGUAAAGCAGGUUUCUUUUUAUGAUGACGAUGUACGCUUUUGGCAACAUUGGCGCAAUUGCUCUGCUGCUAGCGAGGCUCCAACUGCAGUUAAUCAACAAUCGUCCGCUUUCAGUGCACCUGCACCAUCUACAAGAGGAAGACAUUUUGUUGUUAUUUGUUGUGAGAACAAAGCAAUAUUUUUGGACUUGGUGACUAUGCGUGGCCGCGAUGUUCCUAAGCAAGAGCUUGACAACAAGUCACUUUUAUGUAUGGAGUUCCUCUCCAGGUCAUCUUCUAGUGAUGCCCCUCUUGUUGCAUUCGGGGCGUCCGAUGGUGUGAUUAGAGUUCUCUCAAUGAUGACAUGGAAGCUUGUGAGAAGGUAUACUGGUGGACAUAAAGGAGCAAUAUCUUGCUUAAUGACAUUCAUGUCUGCAGCCGGCGAGGUACAUUUAGUUUCUGGUGGUAGUGAUGGCCUGCUGGUAUUAUGGAGCGCUGAUCAUAUCCAUGACUCUCGGGAACUUGUACCUAAGAUUAGUUUGAAGGCUCACGAUGGAGGGGUGGUUGCGGUUGAACUUUCAAGGGUAAUGGGAAGUGCGCCACAGCUCAUUACAAUAGGGGCUGAUAAAACUUUAGCCAUAUGGGAUACCGUUACAUUCAAGGAAAUAAGGCGCAUUAAACCAGUACCUAAACUUGCCUGCCAUAGUGUUGCAUCUUGGUGCCACCCUCGUGCACCAAACCUUGAUAUUCUGACUUGUGUCAAGGACUCCCAUAUUUGGGCCAUAGAACAUCCGACUUAUUCUGCUUUAACAAGACCACUCUGCGAAUUGUCCUCGCUUGUUCCUCCACAAGCCCUUGCACAGCAUAAGAAACUGAGGGUUUACUGCAUGGUGGCACAUCCCUUGCAACCACAUCUUGUUGCUACUGGAACAAACAUCGGUAUUAUUUUAAGUGAGUUCGAUCCAAGAGCACUACCGGCUGUUGCUCCUCUACCAGCACUGACAGAAAGCAAGGAACACUCUGCUGUUUACAUUGUUGAAAGAGAACUUAAGUUGCUGAAUUUCCAAUUGUCAAACACAGCAAACCCGUCCCUUGGAAGUGCAUCUGAAGCAGGAAGAUCAAGGAGUGAAUCUAUAGAUCAGCUGAUAGUUAAGCAAAGCAAGAAGCAUAUCAGCACACCCGCUCCUCAUGAUUCGUAUUCAAUUCUUUCAGCUAGCAGUUCUGGAAAGUAUGUUGCAGUUGUAUGGCCAGACAUUCCUUCAUUCGUUGUGUACAAAGCUAGUGAUUGGUCAGUUGUUGAUUCAGGCACGGGAAAACUUUUUGCAUGGGACAGCUGUCGUGACAGAUAUGCUUUGGUCGAGAGUGCAUUGGCUCCAAGGAUGCCACUUAUUGUGAAAGGUGGUUCCUCUAAAAAGGCAAAAGAAGCAGCUGCAGCAGCAGCUCAAGCAGCAGCUGCAGCUGCUAGUGCUGCUUCUUCAGCCACAGUACAAGUUCGCAUUUUGUUAGAUGACGGAACAGCUCAUGUUCUGCAGAGAUCCAUUGAUGGCCGUAGUGAACCGGUCGUUGGCUUGCAUGGUGGUGCUCUUCUUGGUGUUACAUACCGAACAUCUCGUAGAAUCAGUCCUUUGACGGCCACUGCUAUAUCAACUGUUCAAUCAAUGCCCCUAUCAGGCUUCGGAGGAAGUGGAUCAUCUUUUGCUUCGGAUGACCCAUUUUCCUCCAGAGAAGGGCCGCCCCAAAAUUUCCAGUUAUACAGCUGGGAGACCUAUCAGCCCGUAAGCGGCUUACUUGCACAACCUGAAUGGACUGUGUGGGACCAAACUGUUGAAUAUUGUGCAUUUGCUUAUCAGCAGUACAUUGUAAUUUCUUCCCUGCGACCUCAGUUUAGGUAUCUUGGGGAUGUUUCAAUUCCUUCUGCUACUGGUGCUGUUUGGCAUCGUAGACAGUUGUUUGUGGCUACACCAACAACCAUUGAGUGCGUCUUUGUUGAUGCUGGAGUUGCUGCCAUUGAUAUUGAGACAAAAAAGAGGAAAGAAGAAAUGAAAGCAAGAGAAGCUCAGGGUCGAGCAGUUGCAGACCAUGGAGAUUUGGCUCUUAUCACAGUCGAAGGUCCCCAGGUCACUGCAAGUGAAAAAAUAUCAUUAAGACCUCCUAUGUUGCAGGUUGUUCGUUUAGCCUCCUUUCAGCAUGCUCCAUCGAUACCACCAUUUAUAGUGCCGAAGCAAUCCAAAUUAAAUGGGGAUGAUUCAGUAUUUCUGAAAGAAUUGGAUGAUAGAAGAUAUUCUGAAGUGGCUGUUGCUGGAGGAGGGGUAUCGGUUGCAGUAACUCGCUUUCCUCCUGAGCAGAAAAGACCUAUUGGGCCACUUGUCCUGGUUGGUGUCAGAGAUGGAGUUCUGUGGCUCGUUGACAGGUAUAUGUGUGCACAUGCCUUGUCUCUCAGCCAUCCCGGUAUUAGAUGUCGGUGCCUUGCAGCAUAUGGAGAUCCAGUUAGUGCUGUCAAAUGGGCUACUAGACUUGGCCGAGAGCACCAUGAUGACCUUGCUCAAUUUAUGCUUGGAAUGGGCUAUGCUACUGAAGCACUUCAUUUACCUGGAAUAUCCAAGAGGUUAGAAUUCGAUCUUGCAAUGCAAAGCAAGGACUUGAAAAGAGCACUUGCAUGUCUGCUGACAAUGAGCAAUAGCCGAGACGUGGGACAAGAAACUACUGCUACUGAUGUUACGCAGAUUCUCAAUUUAGCAGUAGCUAAGCAGGCUAAGCAAGAAAGUCUUGCAGAUGCCGUGCAGGGAAUAGUGAAAUUUGUCAAGGAGUUUUUUGACCUUAUUGAUGCCGCAGAUGCCACCGGCCAGGCUGAAAUUGCUCGUGAAGUUCUGAAGAGAUUAGCUGCGGCAGCUUCUGUAAAGGGAGCUCUGCAUGGGCAAACCUUACGAGGCCUGGCACUACGUCUUGCAAACCAUGGGGAACUUACUAGACUAUCGGGUUUAGUGGCCAAUUUGAUCACAGCUGGCCAUGGAUGUGAAGCAGCAUUUGCAGCUGCAGUUCUGGGUGAUAAUGCCCUCAUGGAGAAAGCAUGGCAAGACACAGGAAUGCUGGCUGAGGCCGUUUUACAUGCUCAAGCCCAUGGUCGUCCAUCGUUAAGGAGCUCAGUCAUAACAUGGAACAAGAUGCUGCAAAAGGAGCUGGAUCACAUGCCAACCGUAAAAACCGAUGCUGCAGCAGCAUUCUUGGCUUCUCUUGAGGACCCGAAGCUCACUAGUUUGGGAGAAACUGAGAAAAAGCCACCAAUUGAAAUACUUCCUCCUGGAAUGCCGCCUCUAUCUGCACCUCCCAUUAUUAUUAAAAAGGCUGCUGCAAAACCUGGGCUUCCUAAUGCCGCACAGACCCCAGGUGCUCCCAUGAAUCAAGGCACCCCAAUGGCUCAAGGUACUCCCAUGAAUCAAAGCACCCCAAUGGCCCAAGGUACUCCUGUGGCUCAAGGUGCCCCCAUGGCUCAAGCCCCUCCUGCUCUGGCACAAAGCACCGAUGAGGUAAAGCCAUUGGAGGCUACAACAGCUCCUGACAAUGUGGAGGCUACAGCAGCUACUAGCAAUGCCGAAGCUACUGCAGCCCCUGGUACUGCGGAAGCUACAGAAGCUCCGGUUCCAGACCCAACAAGCAGCAGUCCUGACGCUGCUGCUGCUCCUGCUCCAGCAGCUGAUUCCAGUGGCACUGAUGCACUUGCUGUUACUCCCAGUGAUUCUACAAAUGAUGCACCUUCUACCAAGGAACCAGAGACACAGGAUAAACCACCUUCAACAGAGGCGUCGCCAUCACCUCCACCCAGUAUUUCUGCUUGCUCAAAAGACGACGAGCAGUAUAUGAGUAGCCAUGUACAUCUGCUGUUCUCGUCAGGAAGAGAACUAUACCGCGACUGGAGCCGUAGCCCAAGCCUUUUGUGA
Molecule: messenger RNA, 4170 nt
Organism: Triticum turgidum subsp. durum (durum wheat)
Lineage: Eukaryota; Viridiplantae; Streptophyta; Magnoliopsida; Poales; Poaceae
Source: the annotation of a GenBank genome assembly